Molecule: messenger RNA, 2364 nt
Organism: Penicillium antarcticum
Lineage: Eukaryota; Fungi; Ascomycota; Eurotiomycetes; Eurotiales; Aspergillaceae
Product: Golgi transport complex subunit COG3
Exons: 4
Coding region: 1-2364 (787 amino acids)
Biological process (GO): autophagy; cytoplasm to vacuole targeting by the Cvt pathway; intra-Golgi vesicle-mediated transport
Cellular component (GO): membrane; COG complex; cis-Golgi network
Source: RefSeq, a predicted model, not a curated record
AUGCCUUCCACAAAACAGCAACGAGCCCGCCGCCAGACCGCUCCCUCUGGCCCGCCGCGCAAACCUACCGCAUAUGAAACUCAGCCAACCCUCGAUACGCCACAGGAGGAAUCUCUUAGCUCUUUCCAGUGGAAAGCUCCGGGCUGGAAUAAUGAACUCGAGUUCUCACAAUGGCUCAAUGGUGUCAAGGAUGACCUAAUUGAAGAGAGCUACGACGAGUACACGAACUGCUUAGAUGAACUCGAGCAAUCCAAGGAACACAUUGACGAAAUACUGGCGAAUACCUUGAACCUCUUGGACGAUCUAUCCAGCUUGUCCGAGUCGUUCAAGUCGGUCGAGACCCAGACAUCCAACUUUGAGAAGCAAUGCGAGGGACUCUUGUUAGCCCAGGAACGGGAUACAAAGCUUGCAAAUGGGAUCCAGAACAAUCUUCACUAUUAUGAUUUCCUGGAUCCAGCUUCGCGACGGCUCAAUGCCCCCGGCGCAGGAAAUACUGUCCGCGAUAAGGAGUUCUCGGAUAUGCUGAGACGUCUUGAUGUGUGCUUGGAUUAUAUGGAGACGCAUAUGGAUCAAAAAGAGGCCGAAGUCUAUCGAUCUAGAUAUCGUCUACUGCUAACGCGUGCUCUAACGCUCAUCCGCGGGAAUUUCGUUUCUUCGCUCAAACAUAUCUACCAGAGCGUUUCCAAAAAGAUUUCAGAUCAGCAACUCAACGACACAGCCUUGUCCGCUCUCUUGUACGCCAAGUUCAGGGUUGGAGCGCCUGAGCUGAAACAAAUUGGAGUCGAGAUCCAGAAACGAGCUGUUCCACCACUCAACCCAGACCAAAGCAACGAAGCCGAAUAUCAAAGUCUUAUGAGCGAACUCCACAGCAACUACUCGGCCACCCGUGCACGAUUGAUCAUUCCACUCGCCCGCAAAAAGCUCGGUGAGAUUACUCAGAUGCCUAGCUCUUCUACAGACUUGGUUGCAUUUGCUCGCGCAAGUAUCAGUUACAUCCGUGGACUCUGUCUCGACGAGUAUGACCUAUGGGGAGAAUGGUUCCAUGGACAGGGAGGCCUAUAUGACUUCCUUGAAACACUAUGCGAGCCACUUUAUGAUCAUCUUCGCCCUCGAAUCAUCCACGAAUCCGACAUCGUCAGACUCUGCCAAUUGUGCACCCUUCUACAAACCCGGUAUUUCUCAGACCCCGAAGACGAGCCAGAACAUCUCGAAACAAAUCAGCUCGACUUUUCAGUCUUGAUCCAGCCAGCUUUGCAAGAUGUUCAAGCCCGGCUUGUCUUCCGUGCUCUGGCUGUUCUGCAGGAUGAAAUCGAACGAUACAAGCCUCGCCCAGAAGAUAUUGACUAUCCCAUGCGCAACCGCCAAGUAUCCCUGACUGUGUCAGACACUCAGAUCUCGGGCAAGAAGGACACAUCUGCCGCUACCAUGAUCGACAUGACAGCCAAGACAGGUGACGACAAUGGCGAAUCACAAGAGCAAGAUGGAAAAUGGGACUUUGAGACCCAAACUGCUCUCAAGGGCUGGUAUCCGACCCUACGAAAGGCAAUUUGGCUCCUGAGUCGGAUCUACCGCCUAGUAAACUCCACCGUCUUCGACGACCUAGCCCACCAAAUCGUCCACCAAACAACGCUCUCUCUCCAAGACGCCAGCACCCAAAUCUCCGCCAAAUCAACACCAGCAGACAGCCAACUCUUCCUAAUGAGCCACCUUCUAAUCCUAAAACAACAAAUUGUAGCCUUCGACAUCGAAUACGUUGCCCCAGAUAUAACCUUCGACUUCUCCGGCGUGACAAGCACAUUCUGGGAACUCCGCGAACGCGGCGGCCUCUUCAACCCACGCAACCUAAUGCGACUGGUAGGCCACGGUCUAAUCCCACGCGUCGUGGAGAACAUGCUCGAUGCUAAAGUCGAACUGGAUGGGCGGCUGCGCACUGUCAUUAAUGACUUCAUCAAUGCAUUCGCGGCGCGCAUGACUGCUUCGCUGCCGGCUAAGUUUGUCGAUACGCGCAAUCUUCAGCGCGGGGAACUUAUCCUCCCUUCUUGUCGGACUAUUGAGAAAGAGGUUCCUGUUCUGAGGAAGAUUCUCAAUGAGUAUAUUGACGAUACGCGCAUGAAAGAGACGCUUGUUGGGGCUGUGCAGGACCGCACGAUUCAGAUUUAUGAGGAUUUCUUUGAGAAGUAUAUUUCUUCUGAGAAGGGGAAGGGCGUUUCUGUUAGUAGGAAAGGCAAGGGGCGUGAGGAUGCUGUUUGGGAUGUUAAUACCUUUGCGGAGUGGUGCGAGGGCGUUUUCCGGGUUGGCGUUGCUGGCUUGCAGGCUGAUGUUCUUGAGGAUGAUAAUGAUGAUCUUUUGAGUACCAGCUCUUAG